AUGGAUGGAGCGCAUGCACUGCUGCCGCCGUUUGCUUCCUAUCCUGACGUGAAGCGUUCGACUGUGACGCUGUCUUGGGGACUCUUGCUGCUGCUUGCUGCUGCUAUUGCUGCUACUGUUCCUGCUGCUCCUGCUGCUCCUCCUGCUCCUGCUGCUGCUCCUGCUGCUGCUGCUGCUGCUGCAGCAGCAGCAGCAAAGCGUUCUCCGGAUACGUCUUCGUCUCCAUCAUCAUCCUCAGCAGCAAGAUCAAGAACAGCAGCAGCAGCAACAGCAGCAACAGCAGCAGCAGCAGCAGCAGCAGCAGCAGCAGCAGCUCCUCCUGCUGCAUUUGGUUUGUUUCAGCUGCAGUUCGACUGUGACGCUGUCUUGGGGACUCUUGCUGCUGCUGCUCGCCGCUUUCUUGUUGUUGCUGCUGAGGCAGCAGCAGUAGCAGCAAUCCAGGAUGAAGAGAUACCGCCCCCCUACUCCCUGCACAGGCUGCUGCAGCAGAACCUGCAGCAGCAGCAGCAGCAGCAGCAGCAGCAGCAGCAGCAGCAGCAGCGGGGGUUGCCGCGUCUGGUUAAGAAACUUAUUAAACAACCCACGAGGGUCAUCUGUAUACCUUAUGCUCUCAAAAACGUAGAUGCUGCAGAGCAGCAGCAGCAGCAGCAGCAGCAGCAGCAGCAGCAGCAGCAGCAGAAGCAGCAGAAGCAGAAGCAAAAACAAAAGCAGGUCUCACCAUAUAUCAACGAAGACAGCGGGACCCCUGAUCUCCUUGACGACUGGCAGCAGCAGCAGCAGCAGCAGCAGCAGCAGCAGCAGCAGCAGCAGGAAGAAGAGGAGGAGACAGACGCAGCUCUACCCCUCAGCAGCAGCAUCGCAAAAGCAUGGGGGGGAAUGAUUGCUGCUGCAGCAGACGCAAUAGGUGUGAAGGCCCCCGAGGGAGUUGCUGCUUGGGUGCAGCAGCAGGCGCAGCUGCUGCUGCCAGCAGACGACAGCAGCAGCAGCAGCAGCAGCAGCAGCAGCAGCAGCAACUGCAGCAGCAACAACAGCAACGGCAGCAGCAACACCGAACACGAAUGGGCUGCUGCUUCUGAGCAGCCCUGGAGCAGCAACACCCCCCCAACUACCACCAGCAGCAGCAGCAGCAGCAGCAGCAACAGCAGCAGCAGCAGCAGCAGCAGCAGCAGCAGCAAUGCUACAAAUGCAGCAGCAUCUCGUCGUGGUUUAGCUGCAGAGAGAGACAGCAGAGUGCACAGCCAGAGCUGGCCCGCUGUAUCUCACCAUCACCAGCAGCAGCAGCAGCAGCAGCAGCAGCAGCAGCAGCAGCAGCAGCAGCAGCAGGAGCAGCAGUUCUUCUCCUCUGCAGCCUCCUCCUCCUCUUCUGCUGCUGCUGCUGCUGCUGCUGCUGCUGCUUCAGCUCACGCGCUCGCUGCAGCGGCAGCAGCAGCAGCGGCCGCAGCAGCAGCAGCAGCAGCAGCAGCAGCAGCAGCAGCAGGGACAGCAGCAGCAGGGGCAGGGACAGCAGCAGCAGAAGGGACAGCAGCAGCAGGAUGA
Messenger RNA from Eimeria mitis, 1536 nucleotides. RefSeq names its product endonuclease/exonuclease/phosphatase domain-containing protein, putative. The record is from RefSeq and is a predicted model, not a curated record. Bases 1 to 1536 code for a protein of 511 amino acids. The transcript has 4 exons. Lineage: Eukaryota; Apicomplexa; Conoidasida; Eucoccidiorida; Eimeriidae.